UUCUUAUGCAAAGUUCCCGACCUCAUUCAUCGUUUGAUCGUUCGGAUAUUAUAAUCAAGAGUUUUAGCUUCUUAUCCCUCUUCCAAGAUGCCUCGAGUUACUCGCAGUAGCCAGAAGCAAAUCGAAUUUCGUUGUCGCAAGACUCGAUUGCAGCAAAAGGACACCGAAGGAGCGAUCGAGACCAGUCAAAGCAAGCCGACUCGAGCUUGUUCGAUCUCGCCUCGAAAGCGACAAGAUCCUGUGAAAGCUUGUCAAACGCCAGCUACUGUAUCUCCAAAGAAGAGAAAGAACAACAGGGGAAAAGCCGAAGAUGUGGCCUCCAGUGACACAGAGAACUCCGAUCCUAAACAGAGGCUAUCAUUUGCGGAACAGGAUGGUACAUAUCGUGAAACACCAAAGGGAAAGACAAGAGAAAAACAAGGAAGAUGUAAGGAUGUGCCUGCCAGUGAUACAAAGACUUCAGAAGCAAAGCAAAUGCUUGCACUUGCUCGUCAAGAUGGCCAUCAAUACUCCACGGUGAGAAGAGUUCUUCAUUCUUCACACCCUGACAACUUGCUGUGUCGUGAGAAAGAGAUCACAGAAAUCAGAAGUUUUCUGCAGAAUCAUUUGCCGAAGGGAAAGCCAGGAAGUCUCUACAUAUCAGGAGCUCCGGGCACAGGAAAAACAGCUUGUUUGACCAAGAUAAUGCUUGAGAUGAAGACUGAGAUCAGGAAGAGCCAAGUUAUCUUCGUAAACUGUAUGGCACUGAAACAACCGCAAGAUAUUUUCAAAAAAAUAGCUGUUGAGUUAGUGGGUGAAGACAAGUGUCCAGCAAAGGCCACUCAGAAGUUUUUGGAAGAGGAAUUUUCUUCAUCAAAUCUCACAAGGAUCCUUAUAUUGGAUGAAAUGGAUCAACUUGAAUCAAAACACCAGGAAAUUCUCUACACCAUGUUUGAAUGGCCAUCUUUGCCAAAAUCCAAACUUAUUCUCAUUGGGAUUGCAAAUGCCUUGGAUUUAACAGAUAGAAUUCUUCCCCGACUACAAGCCAGACCUAAAUGUAAACCAGAACUGCUUCACUUUGCGCCUUACACAAGAGAGCAGAUUGUGAAAAUUAUACAGGACAGACUUUCCUUGGUUGAAGCAGGAAGUAGCGUUCUUGACGCAGCAGCUGUCCAGUUCUGUGCAAGAAAGGUGUCUGCCAUGGCUGGCGACAUGAGGAAAGCUUUAGACAUCUGCAGGAGAGCAGUAGAGGUAUUAGAAUCUGGAGAAAGAAAACAACAGGUUUUGCAACCAGUCAAAAAAGCUGAAUCUCCAUGCAAAAGAAUGGAAACUCCACAAAAGCCUAAAAAGGUUGGAAUCUCCCAAAUUGCCAGUGUCGUAGCAGAGGUUUAUGGAUCUCGUCUGGUGGCAGGUCCUGGCGUGGAACAGCCAACGAUCCCAUUACAACAGAAGCUUCUUAUUUGCACCUUCCUGUUGAUGACAAAAGAACGGAACACUAAAGAGGUUGUGUUAGGAAAGGUAAACAAAUUGAGGAAAAACACUUUUACUUUGGGGUUGGCAGACAAUAAUUUAUUAUCUCUCUGUUUUUAUGCAUUAUGGAGCUAUGCUAGUUACUCUGUGUUCAUUAUUGUAGGCUUCGUGCAAAAAGGUAAACAGAAUAUUCUUAAAUUUCGUUUCAAGGUUGAAGCAGGAAGUAGCGUUCUUGACGCAGCAGCUGUCCAGUUCUGUGCAAGAAAGGUGUCUGCCAUGGCUGGCGACAUGAGGAAAGCUUUAGACAUCUGCAGGAGAGCAGUAGAGGUAUUAGAAUCUGGAGAAAGAAAACAACAGGUUUUGCAACCAGUCAAAAAAGCUGAAUCUCCAUGCAAAAGAAUGGAAACUCCACAAAAGCCUAAAAAGGUUGGAAUCUCCCAAAUUGCCAGUGUCGUAGCAGAGGUUUAUGGAUCUCGUCUGGUGGCAGGUCCUGGCGUGGAACAGCCAACGAUCCCAUUACAACAGAAGCUUCUUAUUUGCACCUUCCUGUUGAUGACAAAAGAACGGAACACUAAAGAGGUUGUGUUAGGAAAGUUUCAUGACACCUACUGUAAAAUAUGUAUCAGACGAAAGGUUUCACAGCUUGGCCAGGAAGAUUUUCUUGGACUCUGUAACAUCCUGGAAACCAGAGGACUUCUCGGCAUAAAGAGAGCUAAGGAUACAAGAUCAAUGAAGGUGACACUUAAAAUAGAUGAAAGAGAGGUGGACUAUGCCCUACAAGACAAAACUUUGUUGUCCAGUAUUCUUCAAGAAGGAAUGCCAACUGCUUCAAAGAACUAAAUAUUAAAUAAGUGUUGUAGAACGUUUGUCAAAAAGAAAUUUUCUGUGUGUGCAAAAGUGGUCUGAUCACAGAACUUAAACACGAAGAGACCAAUCAACUUUACAGAACUUUAAACCAAGGUUAAAUGUGACAAUUUGAUCAUUCUCAUUAGCAGUUUGCUGAAACAACUUCUAACAGGCAGAAAUUUUAUCUUUAAUAUUUAGGCUUUUCUUGUCUCAGUAGCCAUGCACAUUAAACUGUAAAGUUGAUGUGCAUGUGAACUUAUCCUCUUAUAUAUACUAAGUUAAGACAUAAACAUGUUAAAAGCUAAAGACAAGAAAACUGCAGAAGCGUUAAAGUAUUAUCAAUAACAUAAGCACGCAAUGCGUGCAAAAUGCUGCUACUACAAAGCCUUUGCAUGCAUUGCGUGCCUGUAAUUCAACAUCGGUUGUAAGAUCUAGCAUGAUAGGCCCGCAAUGCAUGCGUGGAGAGAGCUAAAGAUACAUAUCUACCAGUGGCCCUUUGCACACACUGUCAAGUGUAUAUGUGCCCAUGAUUCUAGCUACAUAAUAUAUUAUCAUAGUAAAUGGUCAUAAUAUAUUAUGAAGUAUCCCUUAAGACAUAACUUAGAAAACUGUUGUCUAACCUAGCUUAGAUGCUGGUAUAUGAUAAUUUAAACACCACUUUUUUUGGUGUACUUCUGAGCUUUUUGAUCUGAAUGACUGCCAGUUAAGUUUCUUUAAAAUAAUUAUGGCUCAAUUAUUUUUGUAGAUUUGUACAUAUUUUAUACCACACACUAAAUACUUACUUACUAUUUUUAGUAACAACUUAAUUUGGGAAGUUUGGUAGUACCAUUAAAAUUUACUAAUUUUAAACAUCGCUAGAAGGAAAACUGCUAAGUAGUUUUAGCUGGGGUCAGCAAAAUCAGUCUAAAAAUCAAACAAGCUGUAAAAGUAAACAACAAAAUUUGGUUGUCACUACAAAUAGUAACUUUAUGGUAUGUGAAAGCUAAGCUUUCUUAACAUUGUUUGAUAAAAUGCUUCAGUUAUCAGUCUUAAUGAUAUGUACAUGAGCCUUGCAGAACAUUUAGGAUUCAAAUUUUGAAAGCUGC
Molecule: messenger RNA, 3380 nt
Organism: Orbicella faveolata
Lineage: Eukaryota; Metazoa; Cnidaria; Anthozoa; Scleractinia; Merulinidae
Product: DNA replication factor CDC6-like
Biological process (GO): cell division; DNA replication initiation; mitotic DNA replication checkpoint signaling
Cellular component (GO): nucleus
Molecular function (GO): DNA replication origin binding; ATP hydrolysis activity
Source: RefSeq, a predicted model, not a curated record